AUGGAAAACGUCAACCGUGAACCGGAGCAGCGAAAUUCGCUAUCUGGAAGCUCCAAACCUGGAAAGGUGGACUUAGAACAUUUCGACGACAAAGAAGUGAAACGGGCAGUCUUUAAGAUGGACCUAACAAUUCUCCCAGUCAUGACUAUAAUCCAGCUAUUUGCGUUAUUGGACCGCUUCAAUCUUGGAAAUGCACGAGUAGCGGGCUUACAGAAAGACCUUGAAAUAACAGAUCAUCAAUACCAAAUUGCUGUUAUGGUUGCAUUAGUACCAUAUAUUCUCAGUCAAUUGCCUGCAAAUCUUCUUCUGCAAAGAGUGGGAUCACACAUACUCAUUCCGAUGCUUGUCAUGAUAAGGGGUGUCAUUGUUGUUGCUGAAGCAUUUUUGACUUCUUUCCGAGGCCUAUUUUCUGCCCAAUUUUUUCUGGGGCUGUUCGAUGGACCGCUUUUUCCUGGCAUUCUUCUCUACUUGUCUGGGUGCUAUACUCGGGAAGAACUAUCCUUCCGUAUUGCUUUGUUCUUCUCGGGUGCAUCGCUUUCUGGCGCCUUUUCGGGCCUCCUAGCAGGUGCUAUUGCAACCAUGGAUGGAGUAGGAAAUAAACCUUCCUGGGCCUGGAUCUUUAUCUUAGAGGGGCUUGUUACCGUCCUCGUCGGACUGGCAGCGUUUUUCCUUAUUCCUGCAACACCUCAAGAAUCCAAGUUUCUAUCAUCUCGACAGAAAAAAAUUGUUGUUCAGCGACUACAACGGGAUCGACCAGUAGCAAAUUUGUUACAUGGAUUUAACAUUAAAGAUGUUCUUUCCGUUGUAGUGUCGCCUCAUGUUCUUAUCUCAUGUGCUAUAACCUUCUUUUUAGGCGUGAACUCCUCUGGUUUGGCCUAUUUUCUGCCCUCUAUGGUCAACCAGCUCGGGUUCAGCCCAAAUGAAACACAACUUCUCAGCGUUGGGCCAUUUGCUGCUGCAUUUGCAAUCACUUUGAUCACAGCAUAUCUAUCUGAUAGGUUCAAUGCUAGGGCAGCAGUUAUUGUUGGAAUAGAGCUGCUUUCUGUUGUUGGAUAUUCAUUUUUUCUUGCAUCCUCUGGAAUAUACGCUUCAUAUGCUGCGUUAUAUUUGAUAACUCCUGGCGCUUAUGCCAUGGUACCAAUCAUAUCUGCGUGGUUUGCGAACAACACCGAACCGCACUAUCGACGAGCUACUAGUAUUGCUUUUGGGAUUAUAUUGAGCAAUUCUGGAGCUGUACUUAGCACAUGGAAUUAUCCUACAAAAGAUGGCCCCAAAUUCCGCAAAACAACAAUCAUGAAUUUGACGUUCUCACUCGUAAUGAUAGUUUUGACGAUCCUCAACGCAAUACUGCUUAGUCGAUCGAAUAGGAAAAAGAAGGCAAGGAAAUCAAAGAUUCUUUCCCCUUAUGCUUCACAAGACGAACCCGAUGGUGGUCCGCGAGCUUGUAGAGAUAUCUCCAGCCUCUGGGCGAUGUCCAACUUCCCCAACCACUUGGAUGUUCUCAUCUUGGCCAUCACUUGGUAUUUGGUAUAA
Psilocybe cubensis is the source of this 1533-nucleotide messenger RNA. Its product is annotated as putative transporter. The transcript is spliced from 15 exons. Gene Ontology annotation, biological process: transmembrane transport. Lineage: Eukaryota; Fungi; Basidiomycota; Agaricomycetes; Agaricales; Agrocybaceae. Bases 1 to 1533 code for a protein of 510 amino acids. Gene Ontology annotation, cellular component: membrane. Gene Ontology annotation, molecular function: transmembrane transporter activity. The record is from RefSeq and is a predicted model, not a curated record.